AUGUCGAAGCCGGCUCCAUCUUUGCUUCAGUGUCGCCCACCGGCUGGCCUGCCUCUCCAAGAUUUUCUGCGACAACCGAUACCUUCUAUCGACGACCGCCUAGAUCGCAAACACGAUGAUGAGACCAAGGACGAUGAAGAGGCCGAUGCAAGUCUUGACCAGAUCACGAUGGCCCCUCUGUUUUUUGAAUCUGUCUUGCCAUUUAAACCGCCUCUCAUGCAUGUUCGUUGCCACUGCUCGAGAGCCGUCCUUGUGUACAGAAAGCAACAGCUUUACCAGAGGAUCAGGCGCGACGAAACAGGAUGUGACAAUGGCGAAAAGUAUGAGUCCGGUAAGCGUGAUCCCCGCUGCGAGGAUUAG
Messenger RNA from Trichoderma atroviride IMI 206040, 360 nucleotides. RefSeq lists its product as uncharacterized. Lineage: Eukaryota; Fungi; Ascomycota; Sordariomycetes; Hypocreales; Hypocreaceae. The record is from RefSeq and is a predicted model, not a curated record.